CACUGCGUGCAGUCCACCUCUUGCUGUUGGAGUGGUCUCCAGUCCGCUUGGCGUUCACAUAUACAUUCAAACCACGCAAUAGAUCACUUCAACCGAACCGAGACUUAACCACAUCAGAGUUCAAUUGUGUAUUCACAUUUCCCCAAACGAACCGGACUUUCUAGGCAAACGGACUGGAGUUGGAUUAAAACAGAGUAAACGAGGCUGGUUUGAAUGCGUCCUAAAUAUCUCAGGUCUUGUUCACAAAUGAGGGAAAAAUGGAGAAAAACAACUGAUAAAUUAGUACGUAUUGGUCUGUUGUGGUUAAGAGAAUAGAGCCGAAAGACGAAGCUCUCGGUUUAUCAGUUGACCAACAUUCCAACCCUCAUCUAUAAUCAUCAACUCUGGGUAGUGAUUAUAUCUGGUUUUACCUUUUCGCUAACGUUUGGCUAUGUAAUGAGCCAACUUGGUUGUGAAGACGCUAUGCUAUGAAGCUUACUGGAAACUUUGUGCACUGUGAGCAACUCCAUAGGAAGAGCCAUGACAUCUUUGCCAACAAUAAAAUUCAAAUGGUAAAGGUCAACUGAGUAAAGUUACCUUUGUUUAUUGUACUGUUGAGGUUAUAUGCUUUUAUUUUGGUAGCUUUCUUGUGAAUGUAGCCAUUCUGAAAAGUUAACAGCAAAAAAACUGAAAAAAGGAUCAAAAGCAACUCAAUUUUAGCUUCAGUCAUUUAUGGAAGAAGGUUACAUAAAGUGGGACUGAAGUAUGUUUGAGUGAAUGUUUAUGGAAAAACCUGCGAUUGCUAGUAUUAAUGAAAAGAACUGUACGAAUGCAAUGGGCUAUGCUCAACAACGGAUGGUGAAAACGAUUGUAGCUAUUGUUAUUUGUUCCUGGCUCGUAUGUUGGUUGAUGAUACGGAUGGCUUUAGUAAUUUGACAAAAAUGUCUUAAACAUUCAAACAUUUUGGAAGCAUUUUGAGUAAUUUGAUCAACGCGUCAGGAGGGAGGAGCUGUGGGUCGGUUUCUAAGCUAACUGUUUCUAAACACCGCCGUCUGUGAACCCCAACUGUUACGUUCACAGACAAAUUGGCUCGACUCGAACAAGUUCAGUCGCUCUGUUUAAUACUCCCGUCCCUCACUUCCGACAUUAAUAAGUGAUGUAGUUACAAAGGGUCAAUAUCUGACAAAAUAUGAUAUUCAUUGUAAAGAUUUGAUUAGCAAAAACAUGCUAAAAAUACUAAAAGGCUAAUUGGAUUCCAGUUGAGUAGGAACUUCUUUCUUCUGCACGUCUGACUAGAUGUUGAGCAACAGUUUGUUAAACCAACAGAUUGACCACAGAAAGCUUUGUAAUUGUCCUUUAAUUGUAGUUUUUACUGCAAAUGAUGAGGAGGUGAAAUUGUUGAAGCCAUCGCCAUAUUCUCGUUAAAGUCGCGUGCCAGUAAAACUUCCCCCUCCUCCUCCAGCGAUAACUCUCUGGAUUUUAUGUUCCUGUCACAAACCUAAUGGCUUGUCCAUUUAAAACACUGGGUAACCACGGCAACGCCAGCCCGCGUCACCGACUUUUUAACAGGUGAGACCAAAGUGCGAGUUGAAGAAGCACAUUUUGAGCGGCAUUAUGAGUGAGCGUGUAAUGGCGGCCGGUUAAACGAUGCACACAGUAGUGAGCAUGUUUUCCCUCCAGAGAGAGGAGCCGUCAUCAGCUGACCAGGAAGAUCAAUUACAUAAAUGAUAUUUUUAACGACGUCAUAAAAAGAUUAAUAAAUGUUGCGAUGAAAAAAAAAAUCAACAAGAAUGUUUGUGCUCAUAUGUAUCAUUAUUAGAGAAUUAUGCAAAUUUCUUCUGCAGUACAGGUUGGAAACAUUUUUUUAACAAGCAAAAUUUCCACUUUUAACACGUAUAACUUACAUUUUUAUCUUAAUAUUAUCUGUAUGUUGUGCAUUUAAAUGGCCGGCUUUCAUGUGAGUAAAAUGUCUGGAUACAUGUUUUAACUAAAAACGCAUAAGAUUCAGACACACAUUCAGAUAGUUUAUGUCAAAGUGAGACUUCUUGUUUAUUUCCAAUCUUUGUUGUUUUUUUCUGUCUGCUGAGUCUGUUGAACCAUUUUAAAUGCACGAUAAAACUUUAUAUCCUAUUCUAACACACAAUACACAAACAUUUUCUACUGAGACUGAGUGUGUGAUUGAAAAUAUUGUUUAGAAAAGUAUUUUGUAAUUAUUUGUAUUAAUUUAGUCCCUAAAAUGCCGGAAUUUGAACAUAACUUCAUAUUUUUGUUUGUUUACAUCACGUUUAACCUGAGUAAAAAUAUGUUGAAGUUCUUCUAGUCUUACUUUAGUGCAAUUUAUGGCUACAGAACUUAGUCAUUUCUCUGUUUUAUCAUUUUCACCUAAAUUACAGCAAAAUGAAACCAAACUGUGGACUUAAUCAUCUUUAUUUAAGAAAAAUCCUCUUCCAUUUUUUUAUGCAUGCAGACAUAUUCAUUAAAUUAGGAUAUACAUACGUUUCCAGAUUAAAAUAACCUUUAGGUAUUUUCCUUCAGACCAAAUUUCUACUCAUAUUUUUUAUUGAUUGUAAAAUUCUGACAGUAAUGUUACAUUUUCUGCCACUGUAAGCAGAAAAUCACUAAUUAAGAUAAAUAAAAACUUGUGAAUAACAGAUUGUGUGCAAUUCAUGCAUAUGACUUGUUUAAUUUAUGGACUGGGUUUGUUAAUGAGGCAGCUUGUGUUCUGUAUCUGCAGCUCCAUGUUGUUUUAAUGAUUUUAAAGAACUUUUCAGUUACUGCUUGCCUGGUUGUCCUUUAACUACACAGUUAGGCGUCUCUCCUCCAGACCGGAGCAGCUGGUCUCUCCGCUCAUGAAGCUUUAUUUCUCUGAGCUGUGGGCAUAAAAAGCAGAGAAGAGGAGUCGUCCCCUCACUUUCACCAUCUUCCUCUGGACCAGGAUCUAACCGCCGCGUUAUCCAACAUGGCGACGAUGACCUGCGACGCUCUGGCCACGGUCUGCUCCGGGCCGAACUGCCUCGUCCCUCCCAACAGCUUCAACGCCAUCCUGGGCGUGGUGCUGAGCACUGUGCUCACGGUGAUGCUGGCGCUGGUCAUGUUCUCCAUGGGCUGCACUGUGGACGCCUCCAAGCUGUGGGGCCACAUCAGGCGGCCCUGGGGCAUCUUCAUCGGCUUCCUCUGCCAGUUCGGCAUCAUGCCAUUCACGGCUUUUGCGCUGUCCUUGGCUUUCGGGGUGCUCCCGGUGCAGGCCAUCGUCAUCAUCGUCAUGGGCUGCUGUCCGGGAGGAUCCAGCUCCAACAUCAUCUGCUACUGGCUGGACGGAGACAUGGACCUGAGCAUCAGCAUGACGACCUGCUCCUCCAUCUUGGCUUUGGGCAUGAUGCCGCUCUGCCUGUUCGUUUACACCAGCGUCUGGACUUCCAGCGACACCAUAAAGAUCCCGUUCGACAGCAUCGGGAUCACACUCGCAGCCCUUCUUAUACCCAUUGCAGUCGGGAUUUUUGUGAAAACCAAGUGGCCUCAAUAUGCGAAAAAGAUCCUGAAGGUUGGUUCCAUCGCGGGUUUUGCUCUCAUCAUAAUCAUUGCCGUGGUUGGAGGCGUCCUCUACCAAUCCUCCUGGGUCAUUGCUCCCUCCUUGUGGAUAAUUGGAACCAUCUACCCCUUCAUUGGCUUUUUCCUUGGUUUCCUUUUGGCCCGGUUCGUGGGUCAGCCCUGGUACAGAUGUCGAACAAUUGCACUUGAAACUGGUUUCCAGAACUCCCAGUUGUGCAGCACCAUCGUCCAGUUGUCUUUUAGCCCUGCAGAGCUGGAGGUCAUGUUUGCCUUCCCCCUCAUCUACAGCAUCUUCCAGCUGGCUGCGGCCGUCUGUGCUGUGAGCGCCUAUCAAGCGUACAAGAAGUGUUGUGGAAAAGGUGGCGGCGCAGACGAUGAGCCCAGAAGAGAAGAAGACGAGUUUAAAAAGACGAGCUACGAUCUGGAUAACAAAGCCUUCGAUUCCAACGAACUGAAGGGAACCUACUACAUAAACCAGUGAGACUCCAACAUGCUGCAGAAAUCUUUAGACCUCCUGAAGACGCUACUAUCACUGGACUGUGAACACACACCGCCCCCUAGAGGUUGAAAUGCGUGAUGCAAAGGAAAAAUGCAACAGUUAGACGGUGCGUGGCGCCCCUGACUGACCCAGUCUUUGUUUGAGCUUGAUGUCCUGCUUUCUUUUAAUUUAUUCAUGUAGAUAUUUAAAAACAGCUCCAGCUACACUGCAAAACCUACAUUUUACCAAGUAUUUUCUAGUGCAAAUACCUUAGUACACUUGAAAUAAGACAAAACUAACCUACAAAUAACUUUCAAGCAAGAUAUAGGAAUAUGUUUUGGAAAUAAAUAAAAAAUAUUUCCUUAGUAUUAAUAAAAAAUUUGCUAGUUUUUUUAUUAAUACUAAGGGAAAAACUAGUAUUAACAAAACUUUAAUGAAUAUUAAGGAAUUAUUUACUUAAAACAUAAAUAUAUCUUGCCAAAAAGUUACGCGUAAGAUAGUUUUGUGUACUAAGGUACUGAACUAGAAAUUAGACAAAAAUACUUGGUGAAAUUUUGUGUUUUUUGCUUUGAAAUUUUCUAUUUUAUAGUUCAGUAGCUAAAUAUUCAGAGAAGAUUUAUCCUGAUAUAUUGGAACUUAAUAGGACAAUGAGAUGAUUGUACAAAAUGUAGCUUAUCAACUGUUUGCUCAGAGAAAUUGUGAAUUUGUUGUCAUAAAAAUCUAUUUUUGUUGUAUUGCUCCUGUUUUGAUAUGAAUGUAAGAUCUUAAUAAACUUCUUUAUCUAAACAUUGA
This is a messenger RNA of Xiphophorus couchianus (Monterrey platyfish), 4798 nucleotides long. It is a transcript of the gene slc10a2, whose product is annotated as solute carrier family 10 member 2. Gene Ontology annotation, biological process: bile acid and bile salt transport. Gene Ontology annotation, molecular function: bile acid:sodium symporter activity. The coding region runs from base 2939 to 4009 and encodes 356 amino acids. Gene Ontology annotation, cellular component: apical plasma membrane. The record is from RefSeq and is a predicted model, not a curated record. NCBI's taxonomy places the organism in Eukaryota, Metazoa, Chordata, Actinopteri, Cyprinodontiformes, Poeciliidae. The transcript has 7 exons.